GCAAAGCACAACCAAGUUCAUUCAAGUUGAAAACAAGAAUUUACAAAUUGAGAGGUGUCAAAUUUAAGCUUUUACUACUUUCAGACUCACUACUCCCUCUCUCCCUACCUCAAACCAAUCCAGGACUUUGUUUCGAAUACAAACUACAAAGAGGAUAAGCGAAGACAUACAACCAGAGAGAGAGAGAGAGAGAGAGAGAGAGAGAGAGAGAGAAUGCCUGGGAGUUUAGAGCCUUUGGACUUGGGGGUUCAGAUUCCUUAUCAUUUCAUGUGUCCGAUCUCGCUCGAGCUCAUGCGUGACCCGGUGACCCUCCACACUGGUCAGACAUACAACCGAGCCAGCAUCGAGUCUUGGGUCGCCACUGGUAACACCAUGUGCCCCGUCACCAGGACCCUACACUCCGACUUCACUCUAGUCCCGAACAGCACACUUCGUCGCUUCAUACAAGAUUGGUGCGUUGCCAACCGUUCUCUCGGUAUUGAGCGGAUCCCCACUCCCAAGCAACCCGCCAACACCAAUCCGGUACGUUCGCUGCUGAUCCAGGCCUCUUCCGAGUCGAACUGCGCCCAUUCCUGCCUCUCCGCACUUCGUCGACUCAAAAGACUCGCCCAUGACUCGGACAAGAAUAACUCCGUCUUUUCCUCGCUCAACGCAAGCAAAGUCCUCACCAACAUCGUCUUCUCCAGCAUAGGUUCCGAGUUCCCAGAGUUAAACCACGAGGCACUUGCACUCCUCGUAAUAUUCCCUCUCACAGACUCGGAGUGCACCUUGGUAGCCUCGGAUGGGGUCCGUGUUGCCUUCCUAUCACACCUACUUCGCCAUUCUUCGAUCAAAGUCCGAGUCAACUUGGCUGCACUCAUCGAAAUCGUCGUGUUUGGAACUCGUUUCUCGGAACUCCGAGCUCAAUACUUACAUCAUACCCAAGGACAUAUUGUAUUAAAGUCAAACCAACAAAACGUCCCAACAUGGGACCCAUCAUAAAAA
Messenger RNA from Juglans microcarpa x Juglans regia, 984 nucleotides. Its product is annotated as U-box domain-containing protein 26-like. The record is from RefSeq and is a predicted model, not a curated record. Gene Ontology annotation, molecular function: ubiquitin protein ligase activity. Lineage: Eukaryota; Viridiplantae; Streptophyta; Magnoliopsida; Fagales; Juglandaceae. The transcript has 2 exons. Bases 214 to 981 code for a protein of 255 amino acids. Gene Ontology annotation, biological process: protein ubiquitination.